UCAUACCAUCUGGCAUUCAGGGCAUACAUUCCACAUUUCGGCAUUUUUGACAUCAGUUGAUCAGCUCAACGUGGCUUGGACAAACUGCAGUUUGUAUCGUGCGUGUAUCUGUAUAUGCCAUUAAGAUGCCAUGGGAAACUGGAUUGGGACAGGCAUUGUUUGGCAGGCCUAGCACUGGCCCUAGGUUUCUUGUGCCAAUGCUUGGCGGGUACAAAGAGUUUUUUUCACCCGGCACCGCUGACAGUAGUGUGACAAUGGAGCAGUGGACUCGGCAGCUCCCAUUUCAGAGCAAACGAUUGCAUUAUCCUUUUUAGUCUUGCUGACAGUCAACUGGGCCGGUCACUUUUGAGCAAGGGUGGCACUCUGGUCGAAGCAGCUGAGACAGUCAGGUCGUUUGAGGAUUGCUUUGCAGGCAAAUCGACUGGAAGAGCACCAACGUCGGGUGAAUCUUUUCUCAAGUCAUGGGCCUUCAUGCAGCAUGUGGUUGGUGCUGGACAGCCUGGUGCUGGCACUUUGCUAUCAGGGCGGGUGGCUGGCGCGGCAAAGGCAAUGUUUCUCUGCAAGAGGCCACUGAAGCAAGCGCCGCUGCUCACAACUGACAUCAUUUGGGCAUUAGAGAAUCUUCUUUUUGCUGGAGGUGUGGACAACAAACUCAAGGCAAUCAUUGGUUUCAUGCUGUUUUGCCUUUACUCAUCUUCGAGGUUUGGUGAUGCAUGACGUCGAGGAGGCACCCAAAUGCAGUUGUCACUCUCUGAAAUGCACUGCCAUAUCAUGGGUCACUAAAGCUGGAGUCAUGUCCGUCCACGAGAAGAAGACCACGGGCCUUGGGAAUGUCUCAGAAUAGGGGCGCCCCAAAUUUGGGUGCCCCAAGCCUUCUUCUUCAAAGGAUGAACAUAGAGCUCGGGGGUCCAAAUUUGAGACGUUCCCAGUUUGAACAGCCAACCCUAAAACAUUCAUGUGACGGGAAAGAGUAUAUCCUGACUUUGAUUGAUGCCAGACAACCUAAGCCUUGAGGUGUGGGUAUGUCUUUAUUUGCGAUUGGUUGACCAAUUCAAGUGUGUGCAUGUUGUGCUUGAGGCUCCAAGCCACCCACUGGCUGGGAACAACAACAAUCACUUCAAGAUGUUGCACACGUGCAUCAAGACGAAACUGAAUCGGAUGUGGCCAACGGUUUCUUUUUUGGAAAUCCUUUACGUGCAUUACUUGACACGAACACAGGUUUCAUUUCGAAAGGUUUCCAAUGUGGUGACGAUUUGGCUUUUCCACCAAUCCCUCGUCUGCAUUUCAGCGAUGUCAGGGCUAGAGCCAAAGGCAAGUUUCAAUGAGCGAGCCCUGGAGAUCGGUGCCACCGAAGCCCUUGUCACGUCCUUAACAGGCGCAGGUAUUGACUGCUUUGGCAAGCUUGCAUUUGCAGUUCAGCAAACCCGCAUUCGGGUGAUGGUUCACCUUUGCGAGAAGCUGUGACAGCGCUUCUUGGUGCCGAGCCCUCAGUAGCUGAAAUGAUGGUGCUUCGAAGGCUAUGGUUCGAGGCUAGUGGUUUCGCACUUGCAGAUUUGAAGUCCAAAA
Molecule: messenger RNA, 1566 nt
Organism: Cladocopium goreaui
Lineage: Eukaryota; Dinophyceae; Suessiales; Symbiodiniaceae
Source: the annotation of a GenBank genome assembly